CCACGGCACACGGCAGUGCUGUUUAAAUGCUGACGCGCUUCGGUUCGGGGUUUCGGUACGGCGUGCGUUUCCCGUGCCAAAAGUGCGCAUACACACGGGGUGGCUAAUUUAAGACGCGUUAAUCGAACCGCGUACUUGCGUGCGUGUGUGUGUGUGUGAGAGAAUGUACGUGUGCACCAGUUUGAAGUGAGUUUUUUUGUUGUUGUUUGCUCUGCUAAUAGGAAGUUUUGGUGCAGUUUAUGUGCAUGGUCAGUGCAAGGACGAAAGGUUUCAAACGAUCGAAGCCUAGCGAGUGUCCAAGGAUGUUGCGAAAACGUUCGUCGUUAACCGUAAUGCAUAAAGAAUGAAGAAAAGUGAUGUGAAGUGUCUGAAACUGCAGGUCAGUUUGGUGCAUGAAAGAUGAUACCAGUGUGUGUGUGAGAGUGUGUGUGUGUAAUUGAUACAGAGAAAAUCCUCUUUACCGCUUUAACGUGAAAGAAAAAAACACGCCCCUAACAAAGGUAAACGCGUUGAAAGGUGGAGAGGGGUGGGGAGAGCAGGUGCUAAGUGAUGCAAAACUCUGUACCAAUGGCUGGUGUUGUGUUUACACUGUGUCUUCUAUUGCAUCGUUAGAAUUGUGAGCUUGUGAGCGUAUACUUUUCAGUUUUCUUUCGUUUGCAUUAUUCUGUGAAAAGAAACGAAGUGAGUUUCCAGUUGGGAAGUGUACCACCAUUGCCACAUGCCACGUUCAAGAAGAAAAAGAAAAGUGUCCAGUGAGAGUGAUUAUUAGUUUGGAAAAGCACAAAAAUAUAAAAUAAUAAUACAAAUCCCAACAUGGUGUCGUCUGUGGCCGGCCCGGGUGCCACAAUGCUUCGACGGUGUUGUGCAAAAACGCUACCGGCGGCGCUGCUGUUCGCGCUUAUCGCGCUUUCCGGAAGGAUAAAACCCACCGCAGCCAGCAGUUCCAUCAUUGGCGACGAAAAUGGUCCACUAAUAGACGUCCAAACGGCGGUCGGGCUGGAUGUGUCCUUACCGUGCGAUCUACUGCCAACGACCAUGACCAUGAUGACGGACAAGGUCUACCUGGUCAUCUGGUACAAGGAGGGCAACACGAAGCCAAUCUACUCCUUCGAUGCGCGGGGCAAGAGCCUUCAGCAGGCGAUCCACUGGUCGGACGAGGCGGUGCUCAAAUCGAAGGCGUACUUCUACUACGACACCAACCCACCGGCCCUGCGCAUCAAGGGCGUCAAGCAGGAGGAUGCCGGUCUGUACAGAUGUCGGGUGGAUUUUCACAAAUCACCCACGAAAAACUGUCGGAUCCAGCUGGAUGUUCUUGUACCGCCGGCGAAGAUUACCAUCCUGGACGAGCAGGGGGCGGCCGUGCUGAACAACGUCGUCGGACCGUACCGGGAGAAUGCGGACAUUAAUAUGACCUGCAUCUCGAGCGGUGGCCAGCCGGCCCCGAAGGUAACCUGGUGGCGGGAGCAUGCCCUGCUGGACGAUUCGUACCUCGUGCUGCCGGACGGUACGGUUAAGAACGUCCUCUAUCUGGAGAAGCUGUCACGCCACGAUCUACACUCGGUUUACACGUGCCAAGCGAGCAACGGUCACGUCGUGCCACCGCUUUCCAGCGCCGUCAAGCUGGACAUGAAGCUACCACCACUGUACGUGCGGAUGCAGGGCUUGCGGGAAACGCUAACGGCGGGCGUGAAGACGCAAGUAUCCUGCACCACGGCCGGCAGCCGGCCGGCACCGAGCGUUGUCUGGACGAAGGGAUCAUCCGUCAUCCGUGGCUCAUCGCAAACGACGUCUAACGACGGAAAUGUCACCGUAUCGGAGCUGGUGUUCGUGCCCGGUCCGGAGGAUAAUGAAAAAUCAAUUACAUGCUCAAUUAGCUACAGCGAGGGAGACGGACCGACCGUACUGCUCAAGGAUACCCACGUGCUGAACGUCAAACACGUGCCAGUGAUAUCGCUGGCGCUCGGGGCGCCCCUCAACUCGCAAAACCUGAUGGAAGGCUCGGACGUGUACCUCGAGUGCGACAUCAAGGCGAACCCACCGGUGAAGAAAAUUGAAUGGUUUCACAACAACAAGCUGCUCCAGUCGGCACGCGGCAUUAUCGUGUCCAAUCAGACGCUCGUACUGCAGAGCAUCACCAAAUCCACGCACGGCGAGUACAUGUGCCGGGCGUCAAACAGCGAAGGCACCGUCAACAGUAAUCAGCUCUAUUUGGAUAUCAAAUAUCCGCCGGUGUGCAAAUCGGAGGCGCAAAUUAUCCGUGCCGCGGUAAAGCAAACGGUCAACAUAACCUGCGACAUCGACGCCAACCCGAUGCCAAAUCUGUUGUUCCGGUGGCAGUUUAACAACUCGCUCGAAAGUAUGCUCGAGCUGCCACCGUACACGAACGUCGAGUCGGAAGCGGCCAACCUGGCGCUGGCCGAGAUUGACCUCGAGACCAAUCACAUGGGCCCCAGCCUGGAGGAGAUGGUACGGAAGAAGCUGGAACGGUUAGAGCACUCCGUGCGGCAACAGCAGCUGCAGCAGCAGCAGCAACAUCAUCAUCACCUGCUGCACUCGGGCUCGCACAAGGAGGAGGUGCCGCUGGUCGACGGCCAGCUGUACAUGUACCGGGUGGACACGUUCAACAGCUUCGGUACGAUCAGCUGCACGGCCACCAAUUCCUACGGCCAGAGUGGACACUGUGCCUAUCACAUACUGGUCGCUGAUGUACCCGAUCCCAUCAAGAGCUGUACCGUGUCGAAUGUGACCGCGUACACCGUGCACAUAUCCUGCGUUGCUGGCAAGGACGGUGGAAUACCGCAACAGUUUCACAUCGAUGUGUUCGAGGAGUCGAAGCGAAAGUUGCUGCAAAGCGUCAGCUACCAGAGCCCCGAGAUGCUGCUGAAGAAGCUGCCAAGUGACACGAAGUUCAUCAUCAAGAUUACGCCCUACAACCUGCAAGGUACGGCACCGACAAGCUACCGAGUGAAGGCACAAACGCUACCGGCUCCUUUGUUAAGAACGGCUCCAUCGAAGGCCGUGCUCGUGCAGCUUACGCCCCUGCUGGGGGCUCUCGUCGGGGCCGCCGUGACACUCUGCCUGGUCGCACUGUGCAUCAUCGUUUUCGUAAAGUUCAAAACGAAGAAGAAGCACCACCAGACGGCCAGCACCGAGCAGGACAAGGGCAGCGCGGAACCGCUCAGCCGCAACAUCGGCAGCCACUCGAGCAUCGACGACAAGAACCCGGACGUGAUACCGCACGAGAACAGCGAGGACGACGACGAGAAGCAGUUCGAACGGUUGGCGCUGAAUGCGGACGGGCUCAAGUUUGCCGGACACACGGCCACCGCAUCGUCCGGUGCGUACUCACCCACCCACCACCAUCUGAUGUCGCCGAGCGGGAAUGGCUUCAAGAAGUUCGGUGAGCUAUCGCUCACAACCAACCCGGGCUACGCGAUAUACAGCUCGCCGAUACGGAGCUACGGUAAGCCGAGCCCUGGCCAGCAGCAGCAGCACCAGCUCGGCUCCCUGCUGCUCUCGACGACGGCGGGCCCCCAGGGCACCACCACCACGACGACGAGCGCACCGGCCGGCGCCAGCCUGCUGCUCACGUCCGGUGGCCCGGGUGCGGUCACCACGCUGCCCACGCGCACCUCGCCCAACAUCUACACAAGACUGCCGCUGCGCGACUUUACGCCGAACAGCUACGACAGCAUGCUCAGCACCUCGCAGACGACCUCCUGUUCGUCCUCGUCGAACGGUGGGUACGCGACGUCGCAGAUCUACACCGCCAAGAUGCCACUGCUGACGACCAACUACACCGCGCUGGACAGUACGGUCGGGCCCGGCCUCGGUCUCGGCGUCGACAAGUGUUGAUAGUGUGUGUAAAAGGUAAGCCGUGGGGGACGGUGUGGGCACGCGCGUGUGUUUAGCUAGGGUAGCUGUGAAAAGGGACGGAACAGGUAGCCGACAUGACAUCGAUCGCGGUCGAGCCGGUGCUGCCCGGGUGCUAACGAAUAGGGCAAUGCUUUCUGGGCACAAACGCGGCCUACGUCCUUCGUUUGUGGUUAAGUUUUUGCUAAAAAGCGCUUCCAAUUUUGCAUGCAAAAGGAUGAAACUGCAAACUGGAAGCGAAUUGCUACAACUAAGAUGUGCCAUUUUCACGAAUAGAAGAGGAAAGCAACAGAUAGGGAGAGAGAGAGGGAGUCACGAGAGAGAAAUAGAAAUUAAGGAAAUCCGCUGGCAAACACAGGGUAUACCAGGAAUUGGCGUAAUGGACAUUUAAAUCCAGCCGGACGAGAAACACAAACGCUCAAUUUUUAGUUCCAAUACUCUCCAAUACCAAUACUUUAUGUUCAUUUAUUUCAACACACUGCUCCUUUGAGUUGUGAAAAGUUCGCGAAGCACGUGCGAGUGAACUGAUAAUGUAAUGAUUAACUGAGCUGAUCAAUACUGAUGAACAGCGGGAGAGAAACGUGCACGAUCAGUAGUAUUAUCAUCACUCAAUUGAUACAUUUACUGCGCUACACUCGUCUCAUGGUGGCCAUGUCAAACGGCUCCCCUAAAACCCCUUAUUCCUUCCCCAUCCUCUGUUAGCUCAUCGGAAGUGUGUAUUUACUCUACAAUGGACCGCUCACCCGGCUGCAAUGCCGGACAGUGGUAACUGAGGUGUGAAACUAACGCUCUUCGAUUUAUGUACAUUACAUUGACACCGCAAUUCGAUUCGAUUAUGUAGCCUGUUGUUGCCUCACCAUUGCCUUGUUCCUCAUAUCAUCAUAUGUUCCUCAUCGUUUCGGUGCCAGUGCGACGUGCUCCGUUAAUUGGAACCUACAACCUAUUACAACGCGUAAUUGGGAAAGCUGUUGAACCACUGUUUCACUGUUUGUCUGUUAUCUGUGGAUUGAAACGUUCACUAGCCCCUCGUCGGCCUGAAACGAACGUUCAAACGUUGUUUUGGAGAAUCAAAAGUAUUAUUUAGUUAAAUUUACAGAAACACACACACACACACACCCUCCCGUUCAGAGUUUAUUUACGGUGCAGAGUAGUAGACAUAGUAGUGUAGCGUAAUUGUAUGCGUGGGUAAAGGACGAAGGAUUGUGCGGGCUGCCCUCUCCGCCCGUGUGUAACAUAAUGGUAAGCUAAGCUUAGGUAACAAUGCGAACGACAAAAGAAACGCGGAGACGGACAGCAAGGGACAAUAAACAGAUAGCGCCCACGAGUUAUACCGAUAGAGUGUAAGUGUGCAGCGGCACACUGUAUAUAGUACCCCCUCACUUUGUACAUAUCCUAUGCAAAAGAUAGUCUAAAGAAUCAAUUGAAUCGUGUGGCGUGUGUAUCCAACCGGAACCGGCGCUGGAAGCAUACCCGUAGCGUAGUCAGUACUCAGAGCCGGCCUGAACCACGGGCCUGAAAAACCGGGGGGAAACAAUUACCUAGCUAACGAUGUAGGUUAUGAAAAUUAUUUUCAAAUUAAAAAGAGAAAAAACAAACAAAACAAAGUGAUAGGGAAGUCCCCUAACCAGCUAGCAGAACAUGAGUGAGUGAAUGUAAACGAAGGAGCGAAGGAGGAUGGGUGAGCGAGUAUUUCGCCCUUUUUCUGCCAUCGAAGCAUGGGGGUUUUAAAAUCAAAUCGAAAUCUUGUAACAAAUGCAGGUGCAAAAUGCCACCAACCAUGACAAUGCCAACCAAGAACGAUUUCUUCAUUCAAUGUAUUCGAUGUAUUCAAUGUUGAGGUGCAUGGUGAGUAAAGAGAGAGAGAGAGAGAGAGAGAGAGAGAGAGAGGGCUUCAAAUGAGACAAACCCCACAGCACCGGGUGGGUAUGAUCGUCCACCAAAAAAGAAGAAGUCAUCAAACGACAACCAUAGGGAUCGCGCUAGGAGCUGCUUUUAAUUUGUAUUUUUUCCGUUAAACACUAAUCAAUCGAUCAUAUAUAUAUGAGGGCGUACACGAUAUAUGGACGAAAGUGAGGUAGUGCGGCGGGAAACAAGAGUGGCAAAAUAAACAAAGUAAAACUAUUGUGCAGGGAAAGGGAGCGUUCGUUAUGGAGAGUUUCAUUUUUUUAUGUAAAAAAACCAGAACGGAAAAUAAAAUGAUGUACAAAUAA
This is a messenger RNA of Anopheles arabiensis, 6083 nucleotides long. RefSeq names its product nephrin-like. Lineage: Eukaryota; Metazoa; Arthropoda; Insecta; Diptera; Culicidae. The coding region runs from base 814 to 3855 and encodes 1013 amino acids. Gene Ontology annotation, molecular function: protein binding. The record is from RefSeq and is a predicted model, not a curated record. The transcript is spliced from 19 exons.